CCGCAAGGGAGACUGGGUGUUAGCCUUAGUGUCACAGGCAGUAAGUAGCAGAGACGCCUGUAGUAGAAGGAAUCGGGGCUGGUUCUGGUCUGCAAACACACUGGCAAACUGCACUGGCGCUCCAGGGAGAUGGGGAUUAGAUGCAGCAGUUUCUUACAGGAUGGCUCCUGGGCGGAGGUGCGCGUCUCGUGCCCUUUCUGUAGCCGUUCUCUGCCUGGGCAGAGGCUGAGUUUGCACAGCGGGAAGGCUCUCUUCCUUCAGGAGCUGCGAAACAAAGACAAGACACCACGAAGCCUCCCCCAACAGAAUCUUCCAGGCGGGAGAGAGGUGUGUGCAGGGAGCUCUCUGAGGCAGGGCACCGGGGAAGGAGGGCUCGUGUGGCGAAGCUGACGGCUCAGUGUCUGCUACAGCCGUCCAGUGAGAUACUGCCAGGUGCUGGGAAGGCUUGGAAACAGCGUCCCGUUCUACAACCACUGCUAGGCACCUCCUGAGCGCCGGGAACAUGCUGGGGUCCCGGGGAUGGGGAGGCAAACUGGGCACGAGCCCUUCCCUCGGACGUUUCGCGAUGAGUCAUCUGAAGACCCUGUGGUGUGGGCUGCAGCUAAGACUGCUGUUCUUGAACUUGUGAGAAAAGAAGAUACUGUGGCUGAGGACUUUGAAAACCUUCAUAGCAAGAAGUGAGCGGAUGAUGGUCGUGCGUGCGCGUGGAUGACAGACCAGCCUCCUCCGCCAGCUGAUUGUGGGUGAAUGAGAGGUUACACUGAGUGUCGUCACACUGCCUCCAUGGCACUGCUUCAUGAACUCCUUCCCCUCACUUGUGAAGUGCGCUGAGUGGGUCCCACGGUCAUGUGAAGUGCACUGAUCUCCCGUCUCCCUCAGAGCGAACACCAGGCUGCAGGUGAAGAUGGGCAACUCGGAGAGUCAGUACACCCUGCCGGGAUCUAAACACCACAGCCAGCUUCCUGGUGUGAAGCAAAAGCCUUGCUCCCUGAAGAUUCGCAGCGUCCACGCGAAAGAUGAGAAGUCCUUGCAGGGCUGGGCGCCCGGAGGCAGCGGAGCCGGCUACAAGUCCAGGUCGCUGGCCCGCAGCUGCCUGUCCCACUUCAAGAGCAGUCAGCCUUACUCUGCAGCCAGACUCGCCGGGCCCCCCGGCAAAGGCCCCAGAGGCUCGGGCCACUCCAGGCACAGGGCGAGCGGCCCAGGGCCUGAGCUGCAGGGCCACCCUGCUGUCCUCUUCCCGGAGAACGGCUUCCAGCGCGGGGACCACAAGCCGCCGCCGGAUAACCACACGACCUCGAAGGACCGCAACGGGCACCUCCUCAACUGCUACGGCCGACAGGAGAGCAUGGGGUCCACGCCGCCGCCGCCGCCGCCGCCGGGAGAGGACCGCAAGAGCCCCAGGGUGCUCAUCAAGACGCUGGGCAAGCUGGACGGGUGUCUCCGGGUGGAGUUCCACAGCGGCGGCCACCACGGCGCCGCCGAGCCCGGCGCGCCCGUGCAGCUGCUGAGAUACUCGCCCACCCUGAGCCCGGACACCAGGAGGGGCUCGGAGGGUGGCGAGGGUGGCGGUGGCGAGAACUCCCCGCCCAGCCGCCGCCCCUCUCCCACCGACUCCCGCCUGCGCUCCAGCAAAGGCAGCUCGCUGAGCUCCGAGUCGUCCUGGUACGACUCGCCUUGGGGCAACGCGACCGAGCAGAGCGAGGUGGAGGGUUCCCUCCGGACGCCCAGCACGCCCGACCCCAGCCUCGCAGCCUGUUUCCCCCCGCCUGGCGACGCCAAGAAGCCUUUCAGCCAAAGCUGCUCCCUGUCCUCCCUGCGGGACCUGUACAAGGACGCUCCCGCGGGGCACCUCGGCCUGCCCGACGAGUAUGCGGGUGCACACGCCAGCCUCAGCAACCGUGUGUCCUUUGCCUCCGACAUGGAUGUGCCCUCCAGGGUGGGGCGCGGCGAGCCCGGCCAGUACAACUCCUUCACCCUGCCGUGCCGCAAGUCCAAGGCCUUCCCCGAGGACCCGGCCAAGAAGGACACCCUCAAGGCCAGGAUGCGCCGGAUCAGCGACUGGACCGGGAGCCUCUCGCGGAAGAAGAGGAAACUGCAGGAGCCAAGGUCCAAGGAGGGCAGUGACUGCUUUGACAGCCGCUCGGAGGGACUGAAUGCAGACGCGCAGUGGCCCUUCCAGGCGUCGGCCUUGCUGUGGUCAGGGGGCUCGGCUCAGGUCCUGUCUCAGAGGAGCGAGUCCACGCACGCGGUUGGCAGCGAUCCCCUCCGGCAGAACAUCUACGAGAACUUCAUGCGGGAACUGGAAAUGAGCAGGGCCAACACGGAAAACGUGGAGACGUCUACAGAGACGGCCGAGUCUAGCAGCGAGUCGCUGAGCUCGCUGGAGCAGCUGGACUUGCUCUUUGAGAAGGAGCAGGGCGUGAUCCGCAAAGCCGGGUGGCUCUUCUUCAAGCCACUUGUCACUCUGCAGAAGGAAAGGAAGCUGGAGCUGGUGGCUCGCCGGAAGUGGAAACAGUACUGGGUAACCCUUAAGGGCUGCACGCUGCUGUUUUAUGAGACCUACGGCAAGAACUCGGCGGAUCAGACCAGCGCCCCGCGGUGCGCGCUGCUUGCGGAAGACAGCAUAGUGCAGUCUGUGCCGGAGCACCCCAAGAAGGAAAACGUGUUCUGCCUCAGCAACUCCUUUGGGGACGUCUACCUUUUCCAGGCCACCAGCCAGACAGAUCUGGAGAACUGGGUCACUGCCAUCCAUUCUGCUUGUGCAUCCCUUUUUGCAAAGAAGCACGGGAAAGAAGACACAGUGCGACUCCUCAAGAGCCAGACCAAAAGCCUGCUGCAGAAGAUCGACAUGGACAGCAAGAUGCGGAAGAUGGCGGAGCUGCAGCUGUCCGUGGUGAGAGACCCAAAGAACAGGAAGGCCAUUGAGAACCAGAUCCAGCAGUGGGAGCAGAACCUGGAGAAGUUUCACAUGGAUCUCUUCAGGAUGCGCUGCUACCUGGCCAGCUUACAAGGCGGGGAGCUGCCGAACCCCAAGAGUCUCCUGGCUGCCGCCAGCCGCCCCUCCAAGCUGGCCCUGGGCAGGCUGGGCGUCUUGUCCGUGUCUUCUUUCCACGCUCUGGGGUGCUCUAGGAAUGACUCCUCCUCCGGAAAAAAACCCUUGUCUCUGAGCACAAGGGAAGACAAGAAGGCAAUCUUCUCCCUCCUUAAAAGGCCGGACACCCGAAGAAGAGGGAAGGAGAAAAGAGCCUCCAUAGCACAGAUAUUUGAUUCAAGUGGCAGCCAUGGAUUUUCUGGAACUCAGCUACCUCAAAACUCCAGUCACUCCAACGAGGUGGAUGACCUUCUGCAUGGAUACGGUUCACCCCUGGAUGGCGUUCCCCGAGACAACGCAUGGGAGAGUCAGGCCUACGUUCACUUUCGGGACAGUCAAGGAGUCACUGUAACGAUCAAGCCCGAACACAGAGUAGAAGAUGUUUUGACUUUGGCGUGCAAGAUGAGGCAGUUGGAACCCAGCCACUAUGGCCUUCAGCUUCGGAAGUUAGUAGACGAGACCGUUGAGUACUGUAUCCCCGCACCCUGUGAAUAUAUGCAUGAACAGGUUUAUGAUGAAAUAGAAGUCUUUCCACUAACUGUGCACGCUGUGCAGCUCACGAAGACCGGCAGCGCGUCUGACUUCGGAUUUGCAGUGACUGCGCAGGUGGACGAGCGGCAGCGCCUCAGCCGGAUAUUCAUAAGCGACGUCCUCCCGGACGGCCUGGCGUACGGGGAAGGGCUGAGAAAGGGCAAUGAAAUCAUGACCCUAAACGGGGAAGCCGUGUGUGACCUGGACCUCAAGCAGAUGGAGGCCCUGUUUUCCGAGAAGACCGUGGGGCUCACUCUGCUUGCCCGGCCUCCGGACACCAGAGGCACCCUGUGCGCCUCGUGGUCGGACAGCGACCUGUUCUCCCGGGACCAGAAGGGGCUCUUGCCCCCUCCCAACCAGUCCCAGCUGCUGGAGGAAUUCCUGGACAACUUGAAAAAGAACACAGCCAGCGAUUUCAGCAACGUCCCUGACAUUCCAACUGGUCUGAAAAGGAGCCAGACAGAUGGCACCCUGGAUCAGGUGUCCCACAGGGAGAAAAUGGAGCAGACAUUCAGGAGUGCCGAGCAGAUCGCCACUUUGUGCAGGGGCUUUGACGACGCCCAGACGGACAGCAUGGAGGGCGCAAGGGAGAGUCAGGACCCGCCCCCGCGGCCGCUGGCCCGCCACCUCUCGGACGCCGACCGCCUUCGCAAAGUCAUCCAGGAGCUCAUGGACACGGAGAAGUCCUAUGUGAAGGAUCUGAGCUGCCUCUUUGAGUUGUACUUGGAGCCGCUUCAGAGUGAGACUUUUCUUACCCAAGACGAGAUGGAGUCCCUGUUCGGAAGUCUGCCGGAAAUGCUGGAGUUUCAGAAAGUCUUUCUGGAAACUCUGGAAGACGGAAUUGCAGCCUCGUCUGACUUUGACGUCCUGGAGACCCCUUCGCAGUUCAGGAAGUUACUGUUCUCCCUCGGCGGCUCCUUCCUCUAUUAUGCGGACCACUUCAAACUCUACAGCGGAUUCUGUGCUAACCAUAUUAAAGUGCAGAAGGUUCUAGAGCGAGCUAAAACCGACAAGGCCUUCAAGGCUUUCCUGGACGCCCGGAACCCCACCAAGCAGCACGCGUCCACGCUGGAGUCCUACCUCAUCAAGCCGGUGCAGAGAGUGCUCAAGUACCCGCUGCUGCUCAAGGAGCUCGUGUCCCUGACGGACCACGAGAGCGAGGAGCACUACCACCUGACAGAAGCGCUGAAGGCAAUGGAGAAAGUAGCCAGCCACAUCAAUGAGAUGCAGAAGAUCUACGAGGACUACGGCGCCGUGUUCGACCAGCUCGUGGCCGAGCAGAGCGGCCCGGAGAAGGAGGUAACAGAGCUCUCGAUGGGGGAACUUCUGAUGCACUCCACGGUGGCCUGGCUGAACCCGUUUCUGUCGCUCGGAAAAGCGAGAAAGGACCUUGAGCUCACGGUAUUUGUUUUUAAGAGAGCUGUCAUACUGGUCUACAAAGAAAACUGCAAACUGAAAAAGAAGUUGCCCUCCAACUCGCGGCCUGCACACAGCUCUGCUGACCUGGACCCGUUCAAGUUCCGCUGGUUGAUCCCGAUUUCUGCGCUCCAAGUCAGACUGGGGAACCCGGCAGGGACAGAAAAUAAUUCCAUCUGGGAGCUGAUCCACACCAAGUCAGAAGUAGAGGGACGGCCGGAAACCAUCUUUCAGUUGUGCUGCAGCGACAGCGAGAGCAAAGCCAGCGUGGUGAAGGUGAUCCGCUCCAUCCUGAGGGAGAACUUCCGGCGCCACAUGAAGUGCGAGCCGCCGCAGGAGAGGGCGAGCAAGGACCGACCGGUGCCGCUCAAGAACCGAGUUCCUGUCUCAGCCCGAUUAGCUUCCUCCAGGUCCCUGCGAGUCCUCAAGAACUCCUCCAGCAGCGAGUGGCCCGGGGAGCCGGGCAAGGGCCACUCGCUCGACUCGGACGAGGGCAGCCUGAGCAGCAGCACCACGCAGAGCAGCGGCUGCCCCGCGGCCGACGGCAGGCAGGACUCCAAGGGCGGCUCGCCCGGGAAGGGCCUGGCCGAUUUCUCGGACGGCCUGGUCAAAGAGAGCGACAUCCUGAGUGACGAGGACGACGGCCCCCCGCCUCCGAGAGGGGGCAGCCCCACCAGGGACAUCGAGAUCGAGUUCCAGAGGCUGAGGAUCUCGGAGGAGGCGGAGACACAGCCCGGGGGCGGCGAGCAGCAGCCCAAACUGGUCCGGGGCCACUUCUGCCCCAUUAAGCGGAAGGCCAACAGCACCAAGAGGGACAGAGGCGCUCUGGCCAAGGCGCAGACGCGCCACCAGUCCCUGGACUGCCAAUCGGAAAACUCCAGCCUCGACCUCAACUCUGUCCUGGAGCGGGAAUUCAGCGUCCAGAGCUUAACGUCGGUGGUGAGCGAGGAGUGCUUCUACCAGACAGAGAGCCACGGGAAAUCCUAGCAGCGCUGCGGCCGGAGCCGGGGCGGGCUGCUCGCUUAGACUGGUCACGACUGGGUUUCGUGCAGCACGCGUUUCCCGUGAGACAGCUGUAAAGACUUAAGUUAUUUUAAUUUAUUGUGGUUCGGGAAACCAGACGAGACUGAUCGGAAUCUGUAAAUUGCUUACUUUUACAUCUCUUUUGAGCAGGCAUCAAAAUGACUUAGAAUCCUUAAAAUUAGAUUACAUUCUUAAUAAUUCUAAUUUAUGUGGGGGGGAAGUAAGACUGGAGAGGUUGGAUUAAAAGCUUUUAAAAGGGACAUUUUUUUCGACUCCUCUGGGCAUUUUCUCCGGGCUGCCAGUGUCCGCUUUAUUUAAAGAAUACCUAAGUUAUUCUGAUGUGGUGUAGGGGUGCAGUGUGCAAAUACUUCAUGUUUAUACCGAACACGUCCUAUCUAUGCAGUGUAUAUAUAUAUGUAUUAAAGCCUGUACUGUAUCUUA
Messenger RNA from Oryctolagus cuniculus (rabbit), 6502 nucleotides. NCBI's taxonomy places the organism in Eukaryota, Metazoa, Chordata, Mammalia, Lagomorpha, Leporidae. The record is from RefSeq and is a predicted model, not a curated record.